UCUCUAAGAAAACAAACGAUGAAGGCGUCCAUAUGAUAUAUUAUGCUGUCCCAAAAUCCGACUCCACCAACAAAACAAAUCAAAAGAAAAGCGAGUUACUCACAAAAAAAGAGAAGAAAAGCGAGUUUACUAGAAGAUUUGGGUUUUUGGAUUUCGUGUAUUGGGCGAACUGGAGAUAGGAAAGCGCGUGUGGGAAGAAGAGGGAAGAACGAAGAAGAUGCCGGUGUUGCCAAUGGAAUCGCUGCCUCUGGGGUUCAGAUUCAGGCCCACGGACGAGGAGCUCAUCAACCACUACCUCCGGUUGAAGAUCAACGGCCGUCAUUCCGAGGUCCAGGUCAUCCCCGAAGUGGACGUUUGUAAAUGGGAGCCCUGGGAUUUGCCUGGGUUGUCGGUGAUAAAGACGGACGAUCCGGAGUGGUUCUUCUUCUUUCCGCGUGAUCGGAAGUACCCUAAUGGGCAUCGUUCUAACAGGGCCACCGAUGCUGGCUACUGGAAAGCCACGGGCAAGGACCGCACCAUCAAGUCCCGCAAGUCUGGCUCCAAUGGCACCUUGAUUGGGAUGAAGAAGACCUUGGUUUUCUAUAGAGGCCGUGCUCCCAAGGGCGAGCGCACCCACUGGAUCAUGCACGAGUACCGUGCCACCCAGAAGCACCUUGAUGGAACCCAGCCCGGCCAGAGUCCUUUUGUUCUGUGUCGCUUGUUCCGAAAGCAAGAGGAAAAGGCAGACGUUUCAAAGUAUGAUGAAGUGGAGAAUACUGGGUCCUCUCCUACAGCUACCAGGUCUUCUCCUGAUGAUACAUCAUCGGAUCUAGUUCAAGCUACACCCACAUCGGCUAUGCAAGUUGGGGACCAAUCUGAAGGCAUAAAGCGAUGGUUGACUGAUAAGUCGGACAACAUGACCCCUAAUGCUCUACUGCCUGUUGAGACCAGCAGCAUUAGUUACAAUAGUUGUAUGGCUUCGGAUGUGGAUGAAGAUCAUGUACUAGAAGGAAAUGGUAUAGAGGUACAUCAGCAGCCGGGAGAUAAUUUAAAGCUGUAUGAGCUCGCUUGUGGUCAGAAUGAUUGGAAUGAUUUCUCCCUGUUGCAAUCACAGAUUCACAUGGAGCCACCACCCUACAAUGCGGGUUCACCUUUUGCCAGUGACUUUGGCAAUGACAGUAAUGCAUUCCAUUUUCAGGAUGGCACCAGUGAACUGGACCUAUCUCUCACAGAGUUGUUGGAUAAGGUCUUUACUAAUCGCGAUGAGUUUUCUUAUGAUGAAUCCACCAGUCAGAAGAACUCAUUUGUUGGAAGUGACACCCAAUUCUCUGGUCAAUUGUGUACGACAGAGGCUGUAACACCUGGAGAUUCCUAUGUUAAAGACAGUGGUGCAUACAGUGAUACAGACACUGAAAUGGCUCAAGUACAGCGUGAUUCUGAGAUGGGAGCUUCUGGAUGGUUCAAUGGACAUGUUGAUGAGAGGAAGUUAUUGCAAAUGCAACCUUUAUUUGGAUUUUCCCAAGGUCAUGUUCCACUUGUUGACCAAGAACUUAAUAGGAGGAUUGAGGGGGACGUUUGGGAUAAUCUGGUGCAACAUGCUUCAUCUACCUAUUCUGCUAUGAGCUCAACCAGUGCGCUCAACUUGGAAGAACUAGCUGAUAAGACAAAUUGUGUUAACAAUGGCAGCAUUCCUGUUGGCGGAACCGGAAUCAAGAUUAGGACCCGGCAACCUCAACAACAACCAAUUUCAAGCAAUUUUGUAUCUCAAGGCAAUGCUAAAAGAAGAAUCCGUCUGCAGAUGAAGAUUUCUCUUGGAUCAGUUUGCUCCAGUGAAGUGACCGGUGCAAACAGCAGAAAAGAAGAUGAUGAAGUGCAAUCAAAUGUUUAUGAGGCCAAAGAAGCUUCAGAUCACAGUCCUACCUCUGUUGAUCAAGAGGAAGAAAGAGAGCUUUUGAAGACUCAAGGCACUGCUCCAAGAAGAGUCCUGCUGCAGAUGAAGAGUUCUCACGGAUCAGUUUGCCAUAGUGAAGUGAGAGGUGGAAGCCACAGCGAGGAAGAAGAUGAAGUGCAAUCAACCUUUAAUGAGACCAAAGAGGCUUCAGAGCAGAGUCCUAUCUUUGUUGAGCCAAAGGAAGAGACCAAGCUUUUGAAGUUUGAGGAGAGCAGGGGAAGCACUGGAAAAUCCUCUACAAAACUGAGGUUAAGGAUGAAACAUGAUGGUCUACAUGGCAGCAGCCACAUGGAGAAGUCAGAGUGUGCAAAUGCACCUCCUCCGCAUCACGCGCCACGAUUCUCACUAGUCCAUGGAGUAGGAGUUUCUCUAGUUGUAGUCCUAUCUGCAGUCUUCAUUGGGGUGUGGAGGUGCUUUAGAUCUUGAUGUUGCGAAGGGAAUAGCUGUAGUUAGUCUGUUGUAUGGUGUACCAUAUUUGCUGAGAAACAAGGUUAGGUUAGGUUUGUAAAUAUGUUUCCUGUAUCCACGGUUAUAUAUAAAUGUAGAAUCAAUAGCCAAGCGUGAUGCACUCUGUUGAACAAUUUCCUUUGUUUUGUUUAGUCAGUUUUCUUUUUGUGUGA
This is a messenger RNA of Alnus glutinosa, 2550 nucleotides long. RefSeq names its product protein NTM1-like 9. Gene Ontology annotation, molecular function: DNA binding. The record is from RefSeq and is a predicted model, not a curated record. Gene Ontology annotation, biological process: regulation of DNA-templated transcription. The coding region runs from base 218 to 2356 and encodes 712 amino acids. NCBI's taxonomy places the organism in Eukaryota, Viridiplantae, Streptophyta, Magnoliopsida, Fagales, Betulaceae. The transcript has 7 exons.